AUAAGAAAGAAAGAAAGAAAGAAAGAAAGAAAGAAAGAAAGAAAGAAUAAAUAUAGAAAUAAUAAAUAAAAAAACUAAAAACUGUGUGACCUCCAGACCGGAAGUCGGCGCUGCUGCGUCAUCAAACCGCCGAACAGCGUGGUCAGAGUUGCAUGAUGGGAUAUGGAGUCCUGCGGCGGCGCGCUGCCGCCAUGUCACCUAGAGAGAGACGGUUAGCGCUGCUCUCUGCUCUCUGCGUCGCUGGCCUCGCUCUUUAUUACUACAUCCCUACUUUCCUCUGCUUGUCGUUAAUCCUCGCGGGGUGUUGUAUCGUGUGUUACUAUCACAGCGGAGCACAACCGCUGCUUCCCGCCAGGCUAGGCCUCCUCGAUCCCCGGGCUCGCGUGAACGUCCCUGCCGCGCUCCGGCGCUGGUUGUCGGGUUGGAGGGUGACCGGCGUGUCGGUGGCGGAGUCCCCUGGAGGGAGAGUGAAAGGCGGCUACAGGAGCUUCAGAGAACCGGGGGUUUAUCACAGAGAACCGGGGGUUUACCGGAGGGAGACGUUACAGAGUGACUCGUUCCUGUUCAGCCCCAGAGAUCUGCUCAUGGGGAGUUACAUCGGGAGACCGGAGAGUCCACCGGCCGGAGAGAUGAGGCCGAGAGCCGGCAGGAACACCCGGGAGCUGCUGCGGGAGAGACUCUCCAGACCCAACCACGCUGUCUACACACCCAACAGGAGGCUCUCCUUCACCGGGGAGCCGCCGGGCUCAGGGAGCAGAUUCACCAUCACCCCCCAGCGUCACUAUCCCCUGCAGCAGCCGGGCGUCUCAUCAGUGGGAGUCCUGCCUCCUGUCAACUGGGAUGGCUUCAGGAAGAAAAACAUCCUCAGUCCCCGCAACUCCCAGACUGUCCUCAGCCCCGUCACGGUGAAGAUCGCCCGGCCCGACCACCACAGCUCCCCCAGUUUGGACCAUCUGAGUUGUGCAGGGCUCCCGAGGGCCCCGGUGGACCCCUGCUCCAGAGAAAGUGUCCUCAAGGUAUUGAAGGAAAGCCGCAAGAGAGAAGUGGAGGAAGAGGACAGAAGCUUCACAACUGAGCAGAAAAGCAAAAGAAGGCGUAACGACAGCGGUGGAAGUGCACACUCUGCUUUUGAGCCUCUUCUGCCCAACGGGACGCCGUCACAGCUGGUCCCUAAGCCAGGAACCCUGAAAAGAGGGAUGACCUCACUGGCGGAGGAUUCGAUCAUGAAGAGGUCUCGCUGCUCCUCCAUCAGCUCCGGUAGUGGGGUCCAUGCCCCGAGAGGAACCCCAGGCACCAUGAGAAACCCUAUCCAGAGCUCCUACAGCUCUACACUAGGCCUCAGCCAGUGGAAGAAGCGGUCAGCACCCAGCUCCCCUCUGUCCAGCCCCGGAUCAUCUCGCUGUCAGACUCCAGAGGGAGUCUCCAAAAGACCCAGAGAGGACGACGGGCUGUCUCCCAGCUCAGCUUCCUCAGUGAGGUCGGACCAGACGGCCUCCGACAAGGCACCUGCUACUUCCAAGCAGACUCCAGUCCUCAAGAUCCCAGUCCCUACCUCCACAGACUCUACUGGGAGCGGUGGGAAGAGAAAACGUAAGAUCCAGCUGGUGUCCAGCCACCGGGACGAUCAGAUCUCUCUGCCCCCGCCUCCAGAGCUGGGCUACACCAUCACUGCGAAAGACCUGGAUGAAGAGAAAAAGGCUGCGCUCAGCAAGAUCCAGAAGGUCCUGGAGACGCCUGCUCCGGAGCCAGAGAAGUCCAUCUCUCCCCCAGCCACCACUUCCACCCAGCCGGCCCUCUCUACCAGCUCCACCACCGCCACCACCCUGAGCAGCCUUCUGGCAGCUCCUCUGCCCACAGUAGACUCCAGCUCUGCCAUCCCAGUCAUCAACCUGGAUCCCAGUCCAGGCAUCAGCGUCAGCACGGCGCCUGUGGCCUCUAACCCGCUGCUGGAGGCUCUGAAAAUGAAGAUCAUCAUUCCUGCUAGCUCCACAUCUGCUGCCAACACAACUACAGUGUCUGCAUCAGCCACGCCGGUACAACCCAGUGGCUUAAUCCUGAAGAUUGCGACUCCAGCGCUCACCCCACAGCUCCCUCCUGCCUCCCAGUCUCAGUCCUCCUCUGCAGGUGUGGAUCAGCCCUCUGCCUUCACUCAGGUGCUGGGUCAGGUCUCCAGGGCCUCCAGCGGCACUCCACCUGUUACAGGAAGCGGCCUGUUUGGAUUGGCGAGUCAGAUCGGCGCCCCCGCUGCUUCCUCAGCCGCCAACUUGUUCACUACUGCUGCGCCUGCUCCAGCUAGCAGCAUUGCGUCAGUCGUUAAUACCAACCCUCUGGCUUCAGGGUUCAAACCCAUUUUCUCCCUCACCACCACCCCCACCUCCGCCGCAGCAGCUACAUCAUCAGCCCCGGAGAGCAAACCUGUCGAAAAUUUCAAACCCAUCUUUGGAGCUGCCACCACAGGUGCUGGCUUUGGACAGCCUCCACCGUACACAACGAGCAACCCAGCUUCUACCGUUUCUUCAAGUAGUACAUCCUCAAUGUUUGGAUCAACAAGCAGCACCACCGUUACACCAUCUCUUUUCCCUGGCUUGACCAACACGCCCACAUGCAUGGCCUCCACCGGCUCCACCACGCAGCCUGCAGCAUCGCCAGCUGUGAAAUCCCUCUUUGGAAACUGGUCUACACCAUCCACAACCAGUACCAGCUCAGCCUCAAUGCAGGCCCCUAAUACCGGGAGCACAUUUCAGUUUGGAACUGCUCCCACCACUACCACCGCCGCUGCUGCUGCUGCUACCACAACCAGCAACAGCGGCUUCACGUUUGGUGCCAUGCAGCCAGACCCUCAAGCAGCCAACCAGAAGGCAUUCGCCUUUGGCCAGGCAGCACCCAGCCAGAACACAACCACUGCUUCAUUUGGAGGUUUUUCCAUGACCAACGCAGCCCCCACUACUACUGCUGCUGCUGCAGCCACCACGCAGUCCACCUUCGCCUUUGGAAAGUCGUCGUUUCAAGCACCGGCAGCGCAGACGACCUUUGGCUCCUCAGCGGCACUGGCGGUGCAGACAACCUUUGGCUCUUCGUCGGCACCGGCAGCCCAGACAACCUUUGGCUCCUCGGCGGCACCGGCAGUCCAGACAACCUUUGGCUCCUCAGCGGCACCGGCAGUCCAGACAACCUUUGGCUCCUCAGUGGCAACAGCAACGCCGUCAACCUUUGGCUCCUCAGUGGCAACGGCAACGCAGUCAACUUUUGGCUCCUCAGCGGCAACAGCAGCCCAGACAACAUUUGGUUCCUCCGCGGCAACGGCAGCCCAGACAACAUUUGGCUCCUCAGCGACACUGGCAACACAGUCAACCUUUGGCUCCUCAGCAGCAACGGCAGCGCCGUCAACCUUUGGCUCCUCGGCUGCACCCGCAGCGCAGAUGACUUUUGGCUCCCCCACGACACCGGCACCAACUUUUGGCUCCUCCUCCUCCGCAAAACCAUUCUCCUUUGGAGGCGGCGUGGCAACAUCAUCCACACCCGCCCCUAACACCGCCCCACCCCCCUUCCCUUUUGGCUCAGCUGUUGUCACCACAGCAACCAGCUUUGGCACCCAAGCCAAACCAGCAUUUGGAGCCAGCUCCACUGGUUUUGCUUUUGGUGGCACCACCGCUCCCUCGGCCGCACCCAACUUCGGUGCAGCAACCCAGACUCAGAGUGCCUCCUCAGCCGGCUUCACAUUUGGCGGUGCUGCUCCUCAGCAGGUUCCCGCCGGCCCCGCUCAGACAGUACCCAGUGGAUUUAACUUUGGUGCUGCUGCUGGUAUGCCGUGCCCCCAGUUUGGAACACCAGUCCCCAAUAAUCCUGCACCGCAGAUGGGAAGCUUCAACUUUGGGGCUGCUGCUACUGACAAACCAGCUUUUGGGACGUCGACCCCAUCCUUCGGCCAGAGUGCUGCUGCCGCUGCAGGUCCAAUUCCCUUUGGAAGUCCUGGAACUCCAGUCCAAGGCUUCAGCGCUGUUCCUUUUGGGUCUCCAGCGACUCCCUCCUUUUCCAUUGGAGCCGGAUCGAAGCCAUCUGGAGCUCGCCAGAGGCUGCAGGCGAGGAGGCAACACAACAGGAAGAAGUAACCUGCUGCACGUGUCCAGCACCGCUUUCAGAGGACUUCAGCCGUUGCUGCUGUUGCUGCUAUGGUUAAUCUGGCUAACAUUGCUCUGUUCUAAGCCCAACACCCCCCCUUCCCCACCCAACAAGAACAAGAACCAGGCCCCUCUGCUUCCUUCCCCUCCUCCUCCCGUGGGUUGUGCUGGCCCCGAAACGUUGUGUUUGCAGAGGAGUUAGAAAGAGCACACCGGAGUUAAUGCUGCCUGGAUGACUACAUGACCCAGAGAGAGGGAAUGUAGCAGUGAGGAGAAUCCGUAACGAUGUACUAUACUUGAAGAGAGAGACGAUUGAAUAGUUUGAUUCUGAACAAAAGCAUAUCCAAAGUUGUUUUUUUUCCUUUACAGUAUGUGGACACUCCCAUCGGUUCGUCUUAAGGAGAGAGAGUUGAGUCAGGCAAAAGACAUGGAGCUCGUGGCUCAGACAUUUAUUUUUUUACGUGAAGCGCUCACUGGUUUGUAUGUUACGGAGUAUCUGAGUACAUUAUCUGAAUGUGAGUGUGAAUAGGAUGUGAAACGCACAGUUGAUUCAGAUGAGGUACACAACACUUUGCAGUGUAAAUGUAAAGUUAUGAGACGUUUGCUUUUUAAAUUAUUUUUUUAAUUGGCUCUCUGACCCUGUUAAUGAAUGAUGUGUUUCUGCACACAGGGCGACUUAGUAAAAUGUCUUAAUGUAGUUAGUGCAGACCUUUGUGUUCUUGUUUCUCUGUGUCAUUGCAAGCAUUCCCAGAGUCCUCCCAUGGACGGCCUUUUCUUUGUCUGAAAGUGAUUGCCAACACUGAUGUAAUUAGCAGGAUUGGUAUAUGAUUAGGAUGUCUACUCAAAACCAAAGCCAACUCUUCAACUUCAUGCCUGUGAAAAGAAUCUGUGAUCUUUAUCUCCUCUUUAAACUCUUGAGAUGCGUUUGUUUUGUGCCAGACUACCUCUCUUUACUCCAGGCACUGAAUCUCUGUUACUUCACUGAAAAACAAAUCUGACUUAGAUCGUACCUUUAACUACUGUUAAUGCAGAUGUACCUUUAAUAAGUACAAAGCAACACAUUAUCCCAUCAGAUUUAUUAAAAACACAGUGUGUCAGAUUGCUUGGUAAUUACAGAAAUCCUCCCUGUGCUGCAGAGGGUUGUUCUAGUCUCUGAUGUCUCUUACUUGCACCAGGAGGUGAAGGAUUUUGUCAAACAAACAUGACAGUGAACCCGUUGAUGUCGGCAGUCAGUUAUUUUCCUGUUCUCAGUAAUAAUCACCUCUUCUUGUGAAAAGUGAGCAGUAUCUGAUGCAGUUUUUUUUGGAUGGUUAAUUUUGAAUAAAUAAAAACAGAAUUUUGGACGUGGAUGUUCCAGGAAGAACAUUUUAACCCUUCAAGGUCCCAUUCUUCUACUUACUGUA
Messenger RNA from Sebastes umbrosus (honeycomb rockfish), 5521 nucleotides. RefSeq names its product POM121 transmembrane nucleoporin (gene pom121). The record is from RefSeq and is a predicted model, not a curated record. Gene Ontology annotation, cellular component: nuclear pore. The transcript is spliced from 13 exons. Gene Ontology annotation, biological process: RNA export from nucleus; protein import into nucleus. Lineage: Eukaryota; Metazoa; Chordata; Actinopteri; Perciformes; Sebastidae. Gene Ontology annotation, molecular function: structural constituent of nuclear pore. Bases 153 to 4109 code for a protein of 1318 amino acids.